AUGGCAAUGCAGUCCCCGGAAGCCUGCUUCCUGGAGGCCGUGUUUAACCAUGUCUCCCUUCCACCACGGCUGCCCGACAGACAAGAAGGGAAUCUCGACCGAAUCGACCGCGCGCUCGUCGAGCGAGUCCUUGAUGCUGUUGCCGGACUAUCUCCCAUUCUCGCAAAUAAUGCAUUUGAGCCUCUUCGCCGAUCGCUUCAGGUCUGCAAGCACGUUAACACAGGUGGCCGUCUUGCCAAAUCUUCUCUCCUCAUCGCCUUCAAAGAGCUGCCAAUCAACCCCACCGACUUUCUUCUUUUGCACGUGGCCGAGCAGAACGCUGCUCUGAUAGUUCGUUGCCAAAAGGAAGAUGAGCAUGGGGAGGAGAUUGUCUUUGAGGCAUUCGAAGCUUCCCCUGUUUCCGAAGACGUGCUCGCCGCUGAGGGUGCGCUGCAAUGGGACUUUCCGGGAAACGCCGUUGCAAUACCUCUCGAUACGUUCAAUGACCCAAAGUUCCAGGAAGAGCUGGCGACUUUCCUCGAGAAAGCCAGCGUCGAGUCCAUCAAACGGUUUGCUGCUCGCGCCAACAAAGCUGGAUCUUCGGCCUACGAGUCUCGUGGCACGGUCGAUCCCUCCCUGAUAACACAAAUGCUCAUGUCACUCCUGGCAGAGAUUGGGGGCCGUCGGGUAUUCCCUACGCUUUUGCGUAAACAUGUUCGAGAUGACGUUCUUUGGGAAAAUGGAUCGGAAAAGCCAUGGCGGCGGUCCUCAUUCUGGCUAGCGCUUCGAGUUUCAAUCCAUCGAUAUCUUUCACAGUCAGGAGAUAGCGGCAUCGGACGGGCUCAAUACAAGUUUAUGAUGUGCCUGGUACUUUCGAAGCUUCUAGACGAUUGUGUUGCACAUAUCAGUCUUGAGCUGUCCAACCAUCUCAAAGCUAAGCUCUGCCGUCGCCUCGUGAAGCUUCAAGAUGACAGAGAUGGGUCCGUGAGUCCAUUAGAUACGCAAUAUGCCGCAUUCUUCUCAGGUCUCGGUCCGGCAUUGCGCCACUCUGUCAACUCCGCUACUGAAAAGAUCAACGUCGCCUGGGAACGUUAUACAAAGCGAAUGGAGCGUCGGAUCAUGCCCUUGCCACAAAGAGCUCUGGACAUUGACCUACGCCUCUCUCUUCGUAACAGUGGUGACUACUUGAGACAGCUUGUCUACAACAACUCAUAUUCACAGUAUGCAGUAUCUAGAACCACUUUACAUCAAGGGCUCCCUCGAGAUUACUCAUCUUCGGCACGCGUCUCAAAAUCUGGCUCGGUCUACGUCAAACGCUAUUUUUCAUUGUCUGAAGCCGAGAUGGACAUUGAAAAUCAGCUGAACGAUACGAAUAAAUCAGAAUCCGACCCCAAAAUCCACUGCUCGCUUCUAGCAAGAACUAUUGGUAGCUACCUUGAAAAAGUUGGCGAUUCGUACGAUCAAAAUCCCGAGCAGAAGAGUCUUAUGAUUCUGCAUGUUAUGGAUCUUUGGGUAGCAAUGGACUCAUCGGCUACCAAGGCGUGCAGUCUCUUGAAAGACUACAGUCCAGGAUUCCCGGUCGACAUUUUGGAUGUCUUGCAUGUUGCUCGCCGUAAAGAUAUGUUGCGUCUCCAGAAAAUAAGACAAUAUCUUCAAAUGCGACACGGAGCCUGCAAAAGUCACAGCACCAUUUUCAAUGACCCGGCCAAAGGCUGCUUCGCAGAACGUUACUACGACGAGUCCGAAAGCAAAUACAAAAUGCAGGCCCUACAUAAGCGUAUCGAAGAAGAUGCGGAAUCCCUUCGUAUGCGAAAGGAACAGGAAUGGUGUCGAAAAUCAUUGGAAUUCGAAGCUCUCGUUGAGCAAGCAGCUGAUAGUUCGUGCCUCUUCACGGUUGACGAGUACCAGGUCAAAGUACACAAUGAUCACCAAUGCACUAAAUGUUUUCUCGAACGUACGAUCAAGCGAUUCUCGAUGUCAGGCUUCGAGUACCCAUUGCCCUCGGACCCCAUCCUAGCCAAAGUAGUAGUCUUCGAAUUGUCAUGCCCAAAAGCAAUCCGCUUAUAUCGAGACUUGACCUGGCGCAUUCUGAGCACUCUCGCACUGACGCAUUUACCCACGCCGGGCUCUAAACCGCGAGUUAUGCUGAAGGAGUACUCAGAGUUGAACGAAUACUCGCGCUCUAUUCCCUCGGCGGACAAAUUUAGUCUCGCAUCAAUGACAAAGUCGUGGCUGAUUACACGUAACUACUCCAAAUGUCGUUUCCCAAUUGGACUGGAAGAAGUCUGCAAACCUAACGGCUUGAAACUCAAGUACUACGAUGAACGCCUUGAAUCCUGGACGGGAGGACUUAGUAUGCAGAGACCAAGCUUUGCGCAUCAUUGCCGGAUGACCGUUCCUCCUGACUCGCCCUUCUCCGUUUUCAACUUCUCCUCACAGUUUGAUGCUUCAUCUAAUGGGCCCUCGUCUUAUGAGAUCAUUGCUAGUCAGACAAAAUGUCCUUCUGGCUUGAACGUCCACGAAUUUCUCUCGUUCCAAACUUUGUUUGCUGGAAGAACUCGUCGAUGGCUUCAGCUACUCAUUGAGCUUGGAUCGUCCAACAUUAAUUUCAGUACCGAGGGAGCAACAUCACUGAUCUCUUACCUAGCCUUACAAGCUGGAGGUGAAGAGCAAGGGAGUUUUCUGGGCACAAUUCAUGGUGUCUUUGAGGAUGCAGCUUUCUGCAAUCGAUUGCUGGAACAACUGGACCAACGCAUAGAUUCUAUUUCAACAAACUGGAGAGAUACAAAUUGUAUGGAGUCACUCAUCACCAUCGGACUCCGCUUAUUCGAACUUGGGACCGCGUCCAUGGAGGCUGCAGUCAUGUUCCUUGAAAAGGCACGUCUUAUCACCACCGCCUGGAUGUCUACACUACAGACCGAAAGCAGACUAGCCACAGAUGCAGAAACAGUUCGACGAUAUUCAAAAUACGCACUUUUGGCCGCGUUGCUAUGUAGAAGAACCUUUUGCAUAUAUCUCAAUCCACGAGCAACGCUCGACCCGGCUGCCCUCAAGUGUUUCUUCGAAAGUUCGAUCGUCGUCCAAGAUAAUAUGGGAAUUGAUCCGCCUUCGUUGCCUUUACCCGUUCGGCAUGCCUUGAUUCGAGAUAUCAAAGCCACUUCUGAACUGCGACACCUGUUGCGGUCUUCGGUCGAUGAAAAUCAGGACAGCCUGAUCAAAGCACUUUCCAGUGUUUUUCCAGGUGCCGGCGGUUAUCAGGACCAAAAACCAGCUAGCUUUCGAUUCCUUCCAGAGCCAAAUGAGUGGUGGGUCAAAAUUAAACACGAAUCCUCUAUUCUUACUCAAGCACAGGUCGUCCACUUCAAUCUUUUGGAAGGUCACUUGUUGGUAAUGGGAAAGCCAGUUGGGAAACUGCCGCAAGAGUGGAAGGACUCUGCGGUGAUCCAAACACUGUUCCGCGACCAAGACUUGCAGACAUUCUCAUCGCCACUGCCUGGCAUGACUUACAUGCUGCUUCGAAACCCCGUAUAUGGCUGCGAGGUUCACCUUGGGAUUCGAGAUGGCACCUAUAUCGUGCGGACGCGGAUGGGCGAUGCUGUGUCGGAAUAUAUCCCCAAAGAGAUUUUUGGCGACGCUCAGGAUUUCGACCUUCCCGCAGAAUUGGUAGACGAUUCUUUUCACUGGCUUGACCUUCGGACCGGCAUGCUUGAGAUUAGAGCCUCCGCUACGCCAUGGAAGCAAAAGUUAAACAACUGGUACCUCAAUACUAAAACAUCUCAAGCAACUCGUGGAAAAUGGGCUCUUGUUGAUCCACGUGGUAGACUAUUUCCCUUGAUUGCGGACCAAUUCUUAUAUUUCGAAGACCGUCGACACCUAACGGUCACUCAGCCACUGCCUGUUGGUGGUAGAUUGACUGUGAAUCUACGCCGCCUUGAUUUGCUGUUCUACGUAAAUGCCAGGAGCCGUCUUGAAUGCCCACAGCUGCAUUCUGAGAUUGACCUUAACCAAGACUGUGGGACAUUGUAUGGAUUGAGUUCGAAGUUAGUUUUGAAGGAGAUUGGGAAGACUCAACACCCGGCAGGAUACAUAGUACCGAUCCCACUCCAGCAAAGAAGCGUUCUCGUGCCAAUGGGGCAGAUCACCAAACAAAGAGCCGGUCCACACGUCAAGAUCAUCAUCCAAAAUAAUGGUGAUUACGUGCGUCUCCUAGUCAACGAAACCCUGGGCCGUCUCGACUGUGCUGCGGAACCACUACUUCUAUACCUGAAAGCUAUGUAUCAUGCUUACACGUCUUUUUUCAUUCCUGAUCCUCUUACUGGCCGAACAGGCACGGAGGAAGCAUUGCAUUGUUUGAGAUCCGGUUACUGCCAACCUUGGUCUCCAUUAUCCUUUGGCUCGUACAAUGUAUUAACAAUGAUCUCGAAGCUUACUCCACACAGAGACUACUACCCCUCUGACCUCAAGGUAAUGCAAAAAGUGCAUUGGGACGACACCCUGACCGUCACUAUCCAGAACGAUUUCUAUCAAGCAAUCGUUGGAAGUAUCUUGAAAAUAUCUCAUCAAUUGUCGAUGUUCAAGACAAAUGCGACUGAUUAUCCCCCUCUUGAUCCCGCUGGGUCGUCUCACUUGAUUCUCCGUAGUAGAUUGAGAAGACAGCUCUACCAACGCCCCAUGGACGCCGACGAUACCAAAGGCAUUCCUGCGCAACCAUAUAGCUCCAGAGAUCUCAUACUUGCCACUGGAGGUAGGAAAAAUGUCAUAGAGUGUACGAACCUCAUUCUCUCGUGGCCUACAUCUUUCGAAACAACUAAGGAUCUUUCUGGAUUGAUACAAGCCUGGCCCAGCUUUCGAGGUUUCAAUGGAAGUUUCAGCCAUGCCCUGCUCUCUGACGUUCUCGAUGUUCAAAUGGAAUCCGACUGGGGACCUUUAGCCAAUAUGUGCCUAUUGUCAAGCAAGGAUGAUCUGUACCGACUGAUAUUCUUGCUCGGUACGAUUUCCUUCCGCUCCGAUGCAAACAUGGAUGCAAUCCGCACCCUGAUUGCUUUUGCCGUGUUUACGGAUCUGAAGUCUAUCAGCACACCGCAGUGGCCCAUGUACGCCCAAUUCAAAAACACUUAUACGCCGAGAGUUGGUAGUACCACAAAUUUAUUCAAGUCAUGCUUGGUCCCGUACGAGCGUGGAGAUACUUUGGGAAUCGUUAUGGGUUGCAAAUUACGCAAGAAACACGACAAAGCUGAGCAAGCUCAUAAGCGGCAACAAGAGAGAGACGCCACAACGUUAGCUGAAUUUCUUCUCAAACAAUGGCCAUGUGUGGAGCCGACCGUUGCAGGCUUUGAUACACCUAUCUUGGUUGAUAUUCAACAAGCACUCGAGGUCAUUCGUCCGGAGUGGCUGCGUCUCUACCAGAAUCUAGAUCUUGCUGAUUACCUUGCCCGGGUGCAAAUUGUCUUGGACAAACACAGUGCCAAGCGUGAGGCGUCUAUUUCGCCAUUCGUGGAAGUUGUCGAACAAGAAGUCUAUCCAACUCGAGUUUAUGACCAUGGAUUAGUACCUAAUUUGGGGCAAAUGUUUCAGAUGACACUGAGUGUGCCCAAACUCAAUAUGCCUUUGAUCGAAAUCCCGCCUCUGGUUCCCGUAGAGUCCCGACUUCAGCUGCCAUACUUAGCAGAGUCUGUAAAGCCCUGUGAUGAAAUGAAACAGCUCCACCGAAUCAUUGAGAUCGCCGUUCAUUCAAAAUCCGUCUUUGAGCGACAAUACGGAGAGGACUUGGCUCGAAGUCUGAAUGCAUUGCAGAAGCACAAUCAGAAUGCUCCUAAGCAGCGGCAAGGAAAAGUUGACAAGAAUUUGCUCGGUGUAGCGAUUGCCAGAACAAAAUUGUUGGUCCGGCAUAGACUUCGACACAUCCAAGAAAUACUAGUAGAUAACCAAUCCGCCAAGGCCUGCUGGUUGAAACAAGGCUAUCUAUGGCCGUCCACACACCCCGUGUCAACUCUAGAAACUCUGCGAUCUGUGUCGAAUCUCGCCCUUCCGGAUAAAGUGCGCAGUGUCAUCAUCGGAUACGCUCUAUCGAUUACUUCCCUGCAAAGACUGCACCGACUGGAAGAGGCUAUUCUCAAGGAAAACAUGCAGCGCCUCCGAGAAGAGGAGCAGAACGAGGGCCAUACCAAUUGGAACCCCGCGGAGCAUCCAGACUGGCUCUUAUUGGAGAUUGAUUGUAAUGUGCUCAUCCGUCCAGGUCAGGUGGACGUAGCGUUUGCCACAAUCUCUCCCGCUACCAACUCGAAUUCAGUUCUUCAAAUGAACAUGGGCCAGGGAAAGACGGCUUGCAUUAUUCCUAUGACUGCCGCUGUUUUGGCGAACGGAACUAAUAUCUUGCGAGUCAUUGUUCCAAAGCCUCUGCUGCUACAAACAGCUCAGCUUCUGCAUGCUAGAUUGGGCGGCCUGGUUGGUCGAGAGCUACGACACAUCCCAUUUUCUCGCAAGACUCCAACCAAUGCAGCUACGAUAAAAGCAUUCUUGGACAUACACAAGGAUAUGCAACAGUCAUCCGGUGUUAUUAUUGCUUUGCCUGAACACUUAUUAUCUUUCCUGUUGUCAGGAAUACAGCGACUGUCCGAUGGGCGUAACCAGGAGGCAACAUACAUGAUCAAGGUGCAAAAUUGGCUUUUACGACGAACUCGAGACGUAAUUGAUGAGUGCGAUAGUAUUCUUGCGCUUCGUACACAACUAAUAUAUCCAUCUGGGUCGCAGAAGGUGGUCGAUGGUCACCCUCUUCGGUGGGAGGUAGCUGAGGUUCUGCUUAGCCUGGUUGACGGGCACCUCUACAACCUGCAAGUGACUUUCCCUCGAAGUAUAGAAGUUGUUCGGAGAGACAAGGGUGGAUUUCCGGCUAUCUUCUUCCUCCGCAAGGAUGUGGAAGUUGCAUUGAUCGAAAGACUUGUCGACGACAUAUACCGUGGCCGAACCUCAAUUUUCCCCUCGGACUGUACAAAGUCAGAUCGUCUCAUAAUCAAGCAAUUCAUCUCCGAGGGAAAGAUCUCUGAGAAGACAUCGGAACAGGUCAGCAAGAUGUUCAACGACAAGCCGGCUUACCGAAACGCCAUUUAUCUCCUGAGAGGACUUCUGGUUCAUCGAAUCUUACUCAUGACUCUAAAGAGACGCUGGAAUGUUCAGUAUGGACUCCACCCUGAUAGAGAUCCCAUUGCGGUUCCGUAUCAUGCCAAAGGAACGCCCAGCGAGCAGGCAGAGUGGGGUCACCCCGAUGUCGCAAUCCUCUUUACCUGCCUUGCCUUUUACUACGAUGGCCUAACUGUUGCUCACCUCCGCCAGGCGCUCGAGCAUGUGCUGAAGUCCGACGAUCCUACUCAGGCUUACGAUAGGUUCUCCCAGACAACAGACCUCCCCGAUUCCCUCAGAGACUGGAACUCUAUCAACCUCGAUGAUGAAGUACAGCUCACCGAGAUCUGGCGACAUGUUCGCUUCAACGUCGUGGUUGUUGACUAUUUCCUGAAUAAUUUCGUCUUCCCUCGACAUGCGAAGCAAUUCCAAGUGAAGCUCCAGGCAUCUGGAUGGGAUAUCCCUCUAUUCUCAGCCAAGGCUCAAGAAAAUUCUUUGGAUAGGAAUGAGCAAAAAACAAAGAAAUCAAGCAGCCAAUUGACGACGGGAUUUAGUGGGACUAAUGAUGGGAAAGGAAUGCUUCCCCUUACAAUUAGACAGCAAGAUCUCCAGGGUACAUCUCAUACGAAUGCGGAGGUGUUGACGUACUUACUUGCCUCUCGAAACAGAGAAUACAUCCAAGCCGCCGACAGAGACGGAAAGCACAUCUCUGAGUAUCGUCUUCUUGAGAAGAUUGCAGACGCUCGCAUCCGCGUCUUGAUAGAUGCUGGCGCUCAAAUAUUGGAGAUGGACAACUCCACCCUGGCCAAGGCCUGGCUUGAAAUCGUCCCUAAGGCAGCUGCCGCCGUGUUUUUCGAUACCACCAGCAAACCGCAGGUAAUUUAUAGAAACAAGACAGGCCGCCCGAUCCCACUCCUAGCGACACCAUUUGCGGAUGACUUGAGCGAGUGUUUGGUCUACAUCGACCAAGCUCAUACUCGAGGAACAGAUCUAAAGUUGCCAAUACAUGCCCGAGGUGCACUGACGCUAGGCUUGGGUCAAACCAAGGAUCAUACGGUCCAGGCUGCCAUGAGAUUACGCCAAUUAGGAACUACGCAGUCGAUCGCGUUCUUUGCGCCACCGGAAGUCACUCACAGCAUUCUUGAUCUCAGUGAUAAGCAGCCCGGGGAUAGGCUUGAUUCCUUCGAUGUUGUGCGUUGGCUCCUCGAGCAGACGUGUCGCGGUAUGGAGCAAUUGCAACCUUUGUACUUCUCCCAGGGUGCCGAUUUCUGUAAGAGAACUCAAGCUGCCUUGGAUUACCCAGACCAUCUGAAGAACCCAGACCAGCGUGAGAAGUAUCUUGGCUGCCUUCAGCAGAUCGAACAGCAAACACUGGAGCAACUUUACGGAUACACGGGUAUGGGAAAGUCUUCAGUGUCACUCGACAAGCUCUCGCCUGGAGUCAAGACAUUCAUGAAAGAACUCAGGUCCAAGAGAAGAGGGUUUCAAGACACUGGCGAUGCCGUUCAUGGAUCUGCCCUGCAAGAGGUUGAGCAGGAGCGCGAGGUUGCCUACGAGAUUGAAGCUGUACGAGAAGUGCAAAAGCAGACCCAUUACCCGGCUAUGGAUUUCCCUGGUUUGCACGGAGACAUCACGAGCUUUGCGAGGUCUGGUAGGAAGAUUGGAGGGACUUGUGCUUACGAACUGGCUUUUACGGCAAUUCGGAGAUUCUCCGUGGGCAAGAAAUUCAGAGUCGAUAGUGAUGAAACAUCCCGAAAAUUAUACGUUUCGGCUGAGUUCAUGAAGACUGUGCACACAAAAUCUGGUGGUGCAGCAUAUGAUAACUUCCAGCGAGAUGUUCAUUGGGUUCUGUGGAGUCCGACGGCAGAUAUUGCGAUGGUUGUCAUACCCGAGGAAGCAGAAAUCCUACUUCGAAUUGUGAAGGAGCCUGACUCUGCAGCCCAUCUGCUAGUCUACGCUGCUCCCGUCACCCGCAAGAUGCUCCACUUCAACGACUUCAAGUACUUUGCUACUCCAGCUCUCCCGUCAGCUUGGGAGCCCCCGUCUUGGCUCUGCACGGAGCUGGGGAUAUUCUCUGGGCGAUUAUACUUUGAAUAUUCGGAAUACAGCUCCAUUCUCUCCUUCCUCGGGGUGCGGGAGAGCAAUAGCAGAAUCAAGGAGGAGGAGGAGGAGGAUGCUGAUGCUGAUGCUGAUGCUGAUGCUGAUGCUGAUGUUUGCGCGAAUGACGUUGUCCGGAUCGAAGGAAGCAGGGAAUCUGCUGCGGAACCGAAGCCUCGAGUCUUCGCUCGAAAGCCCCUCAUGUUCCUUCACGAAUGGCUGGCUCUGCGACGCAAGGGCCAAGAUUUCUCAGAGACGCCCAUGGGAUUCGUCUGCCAGGGCAAGCAGCUACUCGCGUCUCACUCGUUCUUCAGUCGACGAGACCACAGCGCCGGCAAGAGAGCAUUGACCGUCAAGACUAGAGCCGUCGUUGACGACGACGAGGAUGAUGACGACGAUGACCAUGAGGUGUACGAUGUAGCUUUCUAUGGCCCGGUGCGGGAGGAGGAUGACACUUUUGAUUACGCUACGCUGAAAGACCCGCCCCCGCAGGUCCGUCCUCGCAAUCCAACUUCACCUGCCAUGGAUGUGGACGACACUCCGGAAGCAGAUGCGCCUGCAUCUGACCGUCAAUGGGCGUCGCAUGGUCUUCGGCAAAGGCACACCGAUUUCUCAAAACCCAAGCCGGGUUCGCCCGUAGCUUCGCAUUCAAACAUGCCGAGACAAGGCGAAGAUUUUUCAAAAGCAGAACAGCACCAAGGAAGUCAAUGCAUGAGAAGAAAGUCUCUGGUCGAUGGGGUCGACAAGCCUCCAGGCAGAGAUGCAGAGAUUGCUCCAACCGGCCUCUGGCAGAGGGCAGAGGGGGUGGAACGACCUUAA
Molecule: messenger RNA, 10011 nt
Organism: Drepanopeziza brunnea f. sp. 'multigermtubi' MB_m1
Lineage: Eukaryota; Fungi; Ascomycota; Leotiomycetes; Helotiales; Drepanopezizaceae
Source: RefSeq, a predicted model, not a curated record